Naegleria fowleri is the source of this 687-nucleotide messenger RNA. RefSeq lists its product as uncharacterized. The transcript has a single exon. Bases 1 to 687 code for a protein of 228 amino acids. Gene Ontology annotation, cellular component: endoplasmic reticulum. Lineage: Eukaryota; Heterolobosea; Eutetramitea; Acrasida; Naegleriidae. The record is from RefSeq and is a predicted model, not a curated record.
AUGAUAAAAUCAUCAUCAACGAGUUUCAAAGUCUCCAUUGCCAAAAGCCUGUUGUCUGUCCUCUUGGUCUUGUGUGUUUCUUCGCUCCUAGUUUUGGCUCAAGAUGAUACAACAACAACAACCGAACCAACCACUUCUAGUACUACUACUCAACAACAACAACAACACAAUGUAAGACUUCUUUUGCAUAAGAGCGUUUCUCCAUCUGAAGCCAUCAUCAAUACCAAUAUGACCUUCACGAUCACUCUCUACAAUUUGGGUGAAGAACCAGCCUAUGAUGUUGAAGUGAAAGACAAUGAAUGGCCAGAGAGUUCCUUUGAUUUAAUCGAAGGAGAAUCAAAGGCUACAUUUGCCAAGAUUGGUACCAACGAGAAAGUUUCCUUCACCUACACCAUUGUUCCAAAGAGUGUUGGUGAGAUCUCCACUCAACAUGCCACUGCUUCUUAUCGUUUGACUCCCGAAAAGGAUGAAAAAUCCGGCUUGAAGCUUUUCGCAAAGAGCAAUAUUUUACCUCCAAUUCCAGUUCUUACUCAAGCCGAUUAUGAUAGAAAGCACGAUUCUCAUUUGGGAACAUGGGCUACUUUCUUCUUGUUGGCUCUCAUUCCAACUGCUUUGCCAUAUGCUGUCUAUAUGAAUGCCAAUAACCAAAUUCUUGAAUUGGCAGAUCAAAGCAAGAAGAAUCAAUAA